Molecule: messenger RNA, 885 nt
Organism: Nelumbo nucifera (sacred lotus)
Lineage: Eukaryota; Viridiplantae; Streptophyta; Magnoliopsida; Proteales; Nelumbonaceae
Source: RefSeq, a predicted model, not a curated record
AUGGCGGGUGCUGAGCACAAUUCUGCAUCAGGAUGUUUGCUCCAAAAUGAGCAAUCUGGUAAACAGUCAAGAGCUCGUAUAUUGCAGCUCAAAAGGCAAUUGCAAACACUGAAAAAGGGCUCACUCUCCAUUUCUGAUUAUAUACAAAAGGAAAAGGCCAUAUCUGACAAGCUCUCAGCAAUUUUAGAGCCCAUAUCUAAUUUUGAUCUUAUACUUUACAUACUAUCUGGGUUAAGCAAUGAGUAUGAAUCACUGGUGAUGGCAAUUGCCAAUGGACCAGAUGUUAAAACCAUGAGUUUUAAUGAUCAUGUGGGUCUGUUACUAAAUCAUGAGGCAUGGAUUGAGCAACAUGCUCAACUUGUUGAUGGACCAGCUACUAAUGUUGCUCAUUCAAGCUCUAAAAACAAGCAUUCAUAUAAUAAUCAACCUAAUCAAUACAACUUCAGAGGUUGUAGUCGUGGUAGUGGAAAUUCUCAUGGUGAUCGUGGGUCCAGACAACCUAAGAUUGUUUGUCAGGUAUGCAAAUUUGAAGCCACCCAUCACUUCACCCCUAAUAUGAACAACAUGCAAAGCAAGGUUGAUUAUAUGGGUAAUGAGCAAGUCAAGAUUGGCAACGGUAAUUCUCUUCCUAUACAGCAUAUUGGAUCUACUCGUUUUCAGUUCAAUGGUCAUAAUAUGAAUAAUAUCUGUCAUGUCCCUCACAUUACCAAAAAUCUUUUAUCAGUGAGUAAAUUUAACAAUGAUGUUGUGUUUGAAUUUCACAAGGAUUACUUCUUGAUCAAGGACAAAUGGGUGAAGGUGUUGCUCCACAGCAGUAAUUGUGGGGGCCUCUAUCAGAUGCCAACUGUCGUUGCAGUAAGAGUAGGACUCAAUAAGCUGAACUAA